AUGGAUCCAUCUAAGACCCUCAAUCAUCUUCACUUUUUUCUACCAACAUUUGUACUAUGUUAUUGCAUGAUCUUACAAUCUGUAUACACAUCCAAUUUAGACUAUAAGCAAUUAGUCUACAAUCACUGCGCAAACCAGACAUCAGAGGAUCAUACCACUGUAUCUCUGUCGUCCAUUCUGCCAGCUCUUUUUCAAGAACUUUUGGAGCAUUCCACAAAAUCCAAGUUCUUUGAAACCAAUGCCGGUAACGAUAAGGUGGCUGUAUCAGGCCUCUUUCAGUGCAGAGGUGAUUUGAGUAACAAAGAUUGUUACAGCUGCGUCAACAAACUUCCUGAAGUAUCAAACAAAUUGUGCAGUCAGAGUUUACCUGCCCGAGUUCAGCUAUCUGGUUGUAGUAUACACUAUCGGGCUGAUGGAGUUCAAACUUCGGGACUGCAGUUGCUCCAUAAGUCCUGCAGUGGCCAAACAGGGUCUAUUGGAUUCCCUGAGAGGAGGGAUGCUGCAUUUGCAGCUGUCCAAGAGUGUAUUAUGAGCGGUCAGGGAUUUUGUGAAGAGACCUGUGAAUCAAUACAUGUAAUGGCACAGUGCGAUGGGAAUCUAGGUGCGUGUGAUUGUGGUGAAUGUGUUAACACCGCAGUGGAGAUUGCUCAGGAAACGUGCGGGUACUCAGUUUCUGGAGAAAUUUAUCUGGACGGUUGUUUUGUUAGCUACAAAUAUCAAGGGAAUGAGUUUAAUGGUGACUGGAACGAAGAUAAGGGAUCAUUUGGACGCAGUUCAAAUAAAUUAAUAGCAAUUGUUAUUGGCGGAAUAGCUGUGGUGUUGACAGGAGCGGGCCUCUGCUAUUUCUGCCGAUCAUGGGGGCGAAAAAAGGACGACUUCAAUUGGUUCAUGGCUAAGGCAAAGACUGAGAUCAACCUCUUGAUUGUCAAAAUUCAAGAAGUACCUUGUACAACUAUUAUUCUGUUUGGCGGUAAAGCACUGCAGCUUAAUACAUUAAUCUUGCUUUAA
Molecule: messenger RNA, 1008 nt
Organism: Coffea eugenioides
Lineage: Eukaryota; Viridiplantae; Streptophyta; Magnoliopsida; Gentianales; Rubiaceae
Product: cysteine-rich repeat secretory protein 3-like
Exons: 3
Coding region: 1-1008 (335 amino acids)
Biological process (GO): transport of virus in multicellular host; plasmodesmata-mediated intercellular transport
Cellular component (GO): plasmodesma
Source: RefSeq, a predicted model, not a curated record